Molecule: messenger RNA, 1221 nt
Organism: Neoarius graeffei (lesser salmon catfish)
Lineage: Eukaryota; Metazoa; Chordata; Actinopteri; Siluriformes; Ariidae
Gene: ccna1
Product: cyclin A1
Exons: 8
Coding region: 1-1197 (398 amino acids)
Biological process (GO): regulation of cyclin-dependent protein serine/threonine kinase activity; mitotic cell cycle phase transition
Cellular component (GO): cyclin A2-CDK2 complex; nucleus; cytoplasm
Molecular function (GO): cyclin-dependent protein serine/threonine kinase regulator activity
Source: RefSeq, a predicted model, not a curated record
AUGAGCUCUGGUGGUCUUACUCAACUUACUAGCCAGGAGAACACAUCUACUCAAGGAAGUGUGGCUGGUCCUUGUGUAAAGUCUGGCCAAAGGGUUGUGCUGGGUGUUUUGACUGAAAAUGAUCACCAUGGAAGAAAUAACCAGGGUGUUCCAGCUAAACAUGGCUCAGCAUGGCACAAUGUGUCUGCCCAAGGAAAUGAUGCCCCAUCUCAGCCCUCUUCUGCUUUUGGUGUCCGGGUGGUUGAACCAGUUGAGAUGCAAGCUACUAAACCUAAACAAGAGCAGUUGGCUGUUUCUCUUCCUAUCUCAGAGCUUCAGAUUUUGACUGCUGUUAAUGAUUUAACCUCAGGAUCAAAUUUGGAUGCUUCAAUGCAGUCCCUGCCAGAUGAGGAUCCAGUCACUUCUGAAGAUAUUUUGUCUGCUGUGGAGUAUGCAGAUGAUAUCCAUCUUCACUUGCGGGACAGUGAAUUGAGAUGUAGGCCAAAGCCUGGUUACAUGAGCAAGCAGUCUGACCUCACCAACUACAUGAGGGUCAUCCUUGUUGACUGGUUGGUUGAAGUUGCUGAAGAAUACAAGCUAUGUUCAGAGACUGUCUGUCUGGCAGUGAAUUACUUGGACCGCUUCCUUUCCUACAUGUCUGUUCUCAGAGGGAAACUGCAGCUUGUAGGGACUGCUGCGAUCCUUUUGGCUGCGAAAUAUGAAGAAAUUUAUCCUCCAGAGGUGGAUGAAUUUGUCUACAUCACAGAUGACUCCUACACCAAAAAGCAGCUCCUGCGUAUGGAGCACCUUAUGCUCAAAGUGUUGUCCUUUGACAUGGCUGCACCAACAAGUCACCAGUUCUUGAUGCAGUACAUUUUGGAGGGCACUGUCUGUGUUAAAACAGCAAAUCUUGCUUUGUAUGUUUCAGAACUGGGCUUACUUGAAGUGGACCCUUCUCUGCAGUAUCUUCCUUCAGUGAUUGCUGCUGCAGCUUACUGUCUGGCCAACUACACACUCAACAGAGCCUUCUGGCCUGAUUCUCUGCAUGCCUUUACUGGUUACACACUGGUAGAGAUCAUGCCAUGUCUGAUUCGGCUCCAUCAGCUCCACUUGGCUGCAAAAUGUCGGCCCCAGAAGGCCAUCUAUGAGAAGUACAGGAGCACAAAAUACUGCAGUGCAUCUCUGAUUAAACCAGUGGAGACUUUGCCACUGCACUGAUGCCCAGUGAAUCCAUGAAGACCA